AUGGCUUCAUUAGAAGGAAUCCAAUCAAAGACUCAAGAGAUUAGAGAUCUUACCAGAAUGGAAAGGACCGGUGCCCAGUCCCAUAUCAGAGGACUUGGUCUCGACGACUCCUUAGAGCCAAGGAAGAUUUCUCAAGGAAUGGUCGGCCAAAUCGAAGCUAGAAGAGCAGCAGGUAUCAUCAUGAAAAUGAUAACACAAGGAAAAAUAGCAGGUAGAGCUAUUCUUAUUGGUGGGCAACCUGGUACUGGUAAAACCGCCAUCGCUCUUGGUAUGGCUAAGUCCCUUGGAGAAGAUGUUCCUUUCACAAUGCUGGCUGGAUCUGAAAUCUUCUCACUUGAAAUGUCAAAAACUGAGGCACUUAUUCAAGCCUUCCGUAAAUCCAUCGGAGUAAGAAUCAGAGAAGAAGCUGAAAUCAUUGAAGGAGAAGUCCUAGAGAUUGAGAUCGAUAAGUCAGUCCAAAGUGGCGCCAAAUCUGGAAAAAUCACUCUCAAAACGACUGAUAUGGAAGCUAUCUACGAUUUGGGACAAAAGAUGAUCGAGUCAAUUCAAAAAGAGAAAAUUCAAGCAGGAGAUAUUAUCACCAUUGAUAAAGCAUCUGGAAAGAUUUCUAAGCUCGGAAGGUCUAUUGCAAGGAGUGGAGACUAUGAUACUGUUGGUUCCUCCUCAAGAUUUGUCCAAUGUCCUGAGGGUGAACUUCACAAAAGAAAAGAAGUUGUACAUACAGUCACUCUUCAUGAAGUUGAUGUAAUCAACUCAAGAACACAAGGAUUCAUGGCUCUCUUUGCAGGAGAUAUUGGAGAAAUCAAACAAGAGGUCAGAGACCAGAUCGACACUAAAGUAUCUGAAUGGAGGGAAGAAGGCAGAGCAGAAAUAGUCCCAGGAGUGUUGUUCAUUGAUGAGGUCCAUAUGCUCGAUAUUGAAUGUUUCUCAUAUCUGAACAGAGCACUGGAAAGUGAAUCCGCUCCAAUCGUAAUCAUGGCUACCAACAGAGGAAUGACUAAGAUCAGAGGAACUAACUAUAUGGCUCCACAUGGUAUCCCAUUAGAUCUCUUGGAUAGACUCUUGAUUAUCCAAACAACUCCAUACAAUGAAAAAGAGACACAACAAAUUCUACAAAUCAGGUGUCAAGAAGAGGAUGUUGAAAUCAGUGAUAAAGCUCUUAAACUGCUCACAAAGAUUGGAAUGGAGACUUCUCUCCGUUACUCUAUCCAUCUUAUCACAACCGCUAACUUGGUUGCAAUCAAGAGAAAGAGUCCUGAGGUUGAUGUUGAAGAUGUAAGAAGAGUCUAUGGACUCUUUAUCGAUAUCAAAAGAAGCUCAAAGUUCCUCCAAGAUUAUCAGAGCGAGUUCCUCUUCUAUGAAGCUGAUGAAAGCACAGACAAAGAUGUUGAGAUGGCCUAG
Molecule: messenger RNA, 1401 nt
Organism: Moneuplotes crassus
Lineage: Eukaryota; Ciliophora; Spirotrichea; Euplotida; Euplotidae
Source: the annotation of a GenBank genome assembly